This is a messenger RNA of Erythranthe guttata (spotted monkey flower), 903 nucleotides long. Lineage: Eukaryota; Viridiplantae; Streptophyta; Magnoliopsida; Lamiales; Phrymaceae. The record is from RefSeq and is a predicted model, not a curated record.
AUGGCGAUUGAAAGGCUGAUCAAACAAGGCCAUUUAGGCGAAUACAUUGAUAAGCCGCGAAAUAAGCGCCGUGAUGAUCCUCCACGGCGAGAUAACAAUCGAGAGCAGCAGCAAAGACGAGAGGAUGGAGGUCAUCGACGUGACCUAAAUAACAAUGAUAACCAACCUACCCGAGGAAUCAUCUCCUUCAUCUCCGGAGGACCGGCGGGAGGCGAUUCACAUAAUGCAAGACGCACACUCGCUCGAUCAGCGCGCAUGAAUCAAGAACGCGCUUCUCCAUCCGAACGCGUAUAUCAGAUACGAAGACCUGAUCACAGCAUAGUCUUCAACUCCUCCGACCUUGAAGGUCCAGAGGAAGACCAUGUCGACGCAUUAGUGGUAACAACAACGGUGGCCAACUUCUUGGUCAAAAAAAUAUUAGUGGAUGGUGGGAGCUCAGCUGACAUCAUGUACCUCCAUGCUUUUAAGCAGCUAGGCAUAGAUAAUGCCCGUUUUAGUCCCAUCUCCACACCCCUGAAAGGAUUCACAGGAGAAGGCAUUUUGUCAAUGGGAGAAGUGGAGCUGCCUGUUUCAUUAGGGGAAGACCCCUGUCGAAUCACGAAACUAAUCAAGUUCCUCGUCGUCGACCGGCCAUCACCCUACAACAUCAUUCUGGGGAGGCCAGCCAUCCACACAUUCAAGUCAGUACCUUCCUCCUACCAUCAGAAAUGGAAGUUCCCUACUCCCUAUGGAAUGGGAGAAGUGCUUGGAGAUAGACGUCUCGCUCGAGAAUGCUAUGCAAGGGCCCUACGAGAACCCUCAAAGAAGCCUAAACCGCCCGGAAAGGGAGACGAUACCCAAAAAUCCGACAAACGGAAGUGGGUCAAUGCAAUCAUUGAGGACAAUAAAGAAAUCCUCAUCAGU